This is a messenger RNA of Brassica napus (rape), 1000 nucleotides long. RefSeq names its product ubiquitin-conjugating enzyme E2 30. The transcript is spliced from 5 exons. The record is from RefSeq and is a predicted model, not a curated record. Gene Ontology annotation, biological process: protein polyubiquitination. Gene Ontology annotation, cellular component: nucleus. The coding region runs from base 335 to 781 and encodes 148 amino acids. Gene Ontology annotation, molecular function: ubiquitin conjugating enzyme activity. Lineage: Eukaryota; Viridiplantae; Streptophyta; Magnoliopsida; Brassicales; Brassicaceae.
GAAAGGUUAGGUAGGUAAGGUCACAAUUUAGUUCUCAAAAAAAAAUCUCGAUUCGAUUCGAUCAUCGUUUCUCAGCUCACCGAUCAUCUUCGUAGAUCUCUCCUCUCUCGAUUUGUUUUCUUUCGGAAUCUUCUUGCGUCGAUCCAUGUGCUUGUUCCGCAGAUGCGCAGUUUCUGUUUAAGAUUCCUGAAUCGUUAGAUGAUUUGCCUCUGUUUGAUCAAUAGCAUAUCUGAUCGGCUUUAGUUAAUAACAACAUCUUCACUUAGAUUCUGAUUGCAUCAUCCACUUGAUUUCGAUAGAUUUCUUCAGCUAGAAGCAGCGAGUACAGUUCAAGAUGGCUUCGAAAAGAAUCAACAAAGAGCUUAGGGACCUCCAAAGGGAUCCUCCUGUCUCAUGCAGUGCCGGUCCUGUGGGUGAUGAUAUGUUCCACUGGCAAGCGACUAUCAUGGGCCCAACUGAUAGCCCAUUCUCCGGAGGUGUGUUUCUUGUUUCCAUUCACUUCCCUCCAGAUUACCCCUUCAAGCCACCAAAGGUUUCUUUCCGCACCAAGGUUUACCACCCGAAUGUCAACAGCAAUGGCAGCAUCUGUCUUGACAUUCUGAAAGAGCAGUGGAGCCCUGCGCUUACCAUAUCCAAGGUCCUUCUGUCGAUAUGCUCACUGCUGACAGAUCCAAACCCUGAUGACCCUCUGGUUCCAGAAAUAGCUCACACCUACAAGACAGACCGAGUCAAGUACGAGAGCACUGCCCGAUCCUGGACCCAGAAGUAUGCAAUGGGAUGAUGAUGAUUGGCAAUAAUAAUCCGCACCAAUACAUUGCGCAUUGUCUAAGAAUAUGAGAAAUAAGAUUGAAAAAAAACAGAGUGUGGCGUUUUGCUUGGUUGCUUUAUUAGUUUUAUCAUCAUCUUAAGCCGUGUGUUGGUUUGUGUACAUGAGCUUUAUAUUGAGACAUUUUGAGAGCUUGCAAUGCUAUAAAGCCAAUAACUGGUUAUUAUAUGAUUA